Messenger RNA from Aspergillus nidulans FGSC A4, 1171 nucleotides. It is a transcript of the gene pex14, whose product is annotated as putative peroxisomal membrane anchor protein (Pex14). The record is from RefSeq and is a predicted model, not a curated record. NCBI's taxonomy places the organism in Eukaryota, Fungi, Ascomycota, Eurotiomycetes, Eurotiales, Aspergillaceae. Bases 55 to 1131 code for a protein of 358 amino acids. Gene Ontology annotation, cellular component: peroxisomal membrane. Gene Ontology annotation, biological process: protein import into peroxisome matrix; protein import into peroxisome matrix, docking. The transcript is spliced from 5 exons.
GAAUCCGUGCUUUUUUUCCUUCACUAAGUAGAAGCCAAUUGCGAUUAAGGCAUCAUGGUUCGCGAGGAGUUAAUCUCUUCUGCAGUGACAUUCCUACAGGAUCCCUCUGUGGCAUCAGCUCCGAUUGAGAAGAGGAUAUCUUUUCUACAGUCAAAGAACCUCACUAAAGAGGAAAUUGAUGUAGCUCUCGCGCGCGCUGGCGAGGACCCAUCACCGGCCGCAGCAGCAUCGUCAGCAGCAUCGGGAUAUCAAUCCGCACCACAACAAGUCGUCUACCGACCACCUCCGUCAUCGCCACAAGGAUAUGGAUACCCUCCGUAUGGCCAGUGGCAACCUCCGCCGGAACCUCCGAAACGGGACUGGCGUGACUGGUUCAUAAUGGCUACUGUCAUGGGAGGAGUCAGUUAUGGGCUCUAUUUUGUUGCCAAGCGAUAUAUCACACCUCUAAUCGCACCUCCGACUCCCCCGCAACUAGAGCAAGACAAGCAACAUAUUGAUGAACAAUUCAAUCGAGCAUUCGCCCUGAUUGAACAGCUCUCCACUGACACUGCCGCCUUGAAGACGGCUGAAGAGGCGCGUACCGAGAAGUUGGAUGCUACUUUACGAGACGUAGAAACUUUGGUCGCCGAUCUGAAGACCGCAUCGCGGCGGCGAGAUGACGAGACCCGACGUAUUAAUGAUGAGGUCAAUGCACUGAAGGACACCAUUCCGAAGGCGCUUGAGGGCGCGCGCGAGGGCAACGAAAAUCGUUUGCGGGAGCUUGGAACUGAAUUAAAGAGUUUGAAGACUCUUCUGGGUAACAGACUCGGCGGGGGUGCUUCUCCGUCUCCGGUUACCCCGAGGGCGCCUGAUACAACCGCCCCCAAUACUGAGUCCACGCCGUCUUCAACUCCUCCUGCAACUAAUGGAACCACGCCUACUGCAUCCCAACCAGAGACUCCGUCCGGAUCUGCACAGGCCCCGAGUGCCAACUCCGCCAACCCCACCAACCCACUUUCACGGUUCAGCAAGUCCCCCUCAAUCCCUGCCUGGCAGUUGGCUGCCGCGAACCGGUCCAAGCCCGCAUCUUCUUCUACCCAGGCUUCCAGUGAAAACUCUGGUGCCGACCAGUCGAGCGCCCCCGCCAGUUAGUCCGUUCUUAGGCCAAUGCAUAUUAGCUCGAGUUCUCCUG